This is a messenger RNA of Dictyostelium purpureum, 645 nucleotides long. RefSeq lists its product as uncharacterized. The record is from RefSeq and is a predicted model, not a curated record. Gene Ontology annotation, cellular component: cytosol; nucleus. Gene Ontology annotation, biological process: protein folding; chaperone-mediated protein complex assembly. The coding region runs from base 4 to 585 and encodes 193 amino acids. NCBI's taxonomy places the organism in Eukaryota, Evosea, Eumycetozoa, Dictyosteliales, Dictyosteliaceae. Gene Ontology annotation, molecular function: Hsp90 protein binding; protein-folding chaperone binding. The transcript has 2 exons.
ACAAUGGCUACCUUACAACCAAAAGUAAAAUGGGCAGAAAGACCAGAACAUGUUUAUAUUACAGUCGAAGCACCAGUUAAAAAACCAAAUAUCGACAUUCAAAGCAAUAGUAUUAAAUUUGAAGGUAAAGAUGGUGAAAAUAAAUCUUAUGUCUUCGAAAUCAGUUUAUUCAAAGAAAUUGAUCCAAAAGAAUCAAAGACCGAUUUCACUGGUAGAUACCCAAAAAUUUUAUUAAAGAAAACCGAAUCAGGUUACUGGAACUUUUUAUUAAAAGAUAAAAAGAAAGAAAAAUUCGUCGAAACCGAUUGGUCACUCUGGAAAGAUGAAGAUGAUGUUGGUGAAGAAGAGGAUGUCGACAAAUUUGGCAACUUUGGUGGUAUGCCAGGCGGUAUGCCAGGUGGUAUGCCAGGUGGUAUGGAUUUUGGCGGUAUGGAUUUCUCCAAAAUGAUGGGCGGCAUGGGCGGCAUGGGUGACAUGGGUGGCGAUAUGGACGAUUUAGAAGAUCUCCAUGACCACGGUGAAGAAGAAGAAGAAGGUAAAAACACAGAAAAAACAGAAGAAACUAAACUCAACUCUGUUGAUUAAAUAUUUUAAAAUUAUUCAUUUUUUUACUCUCUAAUAUAAAUAAAAAAUAAAAACCAAAUC